This is a messenger RNA of Gavia stellata (red-throated loon), 1824 nucleotides long. It is a transcript of the gene DYNC2I2, whose product is annotated as dynein 2 intermediate chain 2. Gene Ontology annotation, biological process: intraciliary transport. Gene Ontology annotation, cellular component: ciliary plasm; cytoplasmic dynein complex. Gene Ontology annotation, molecular function: dynein heavy chain binding; dynein light chain binding. Bases 1 to 1704 code for a protein of 567 amino acids. The transcript has 9 exons. The record is from RefSeq and is a predicted model, not a curated record. Lineage: Eukaryota; Metazoa; Chordata; Aves; Gaviiformes; Gaviidae.
AUGGAGCCGCCGCCCGCCCAGCACGAACCCUCCAUGCCCUUCCCCAACAUGGCACCCGCCCGGCUCAGUUUACCGCCCGCAGGCCAGCGGCCCCGUCGCUCGGGUGACGUCAUCCCCCAGCGCCUCGCCCGUUUCCAUGGGAACCAGCGGAGCGGGCGGUGGGAGCUCCUUGGGCCGCGACCUCCACUCGCCGCCAUGUUCGCGGACGGGACGGCGCCCGGCGCCGACGUGGAGUCGCUGUGGAGGAGCGCCCGGAGCGCGUGCUGCGAGGUGAAAAGCUGCCAGACUGGGACAAUUUCAACAGCAGAAAUUGCAGUACAAUCUCAUACUAGCCGAGAUGCCAGCGUGCAGACAGAUCAAAGUAAAGAUGCUGUCCAAGACUUCCAGCAAGAAGUCCAAGUAGAUUACACUAGCCUUCUAUCAUUCCUUCAGAGAGUGGAGGAUGCUGUUAUCAAAGAGCUAAAUAAAAACUGGAAAAGCCGUGCCUUUGAUGGCUUUGAAGUGAACUGGAGAGAUCAGAACGAAACAGUGUUGUGUUUGCAUACAUUGUCAUACCCGGAGGCUCAGGAUCAAAACCUACAGGUUACCAGUGUCUCAUGGAAUGCAACCGGAUCCGUUGUUGCGUGUUCGUAUGGCCGGUUGGAUGGUGGGGACUGGAGCACAGAGAAAUCCUACGUCUGUACCUGGAAUCUGGAUAGAAGAGGGUUGAAUCCACAGCGCCCUGACCUGGUGGUGGAUGUUCCCAGUUCUGUCAUGUGCCUGGCUUUCCACCCCUCCCAGCCUUCACUGAUAGCUGGUGGCCUGUUCAGUGGGGAGCUGAUGGUGUGGGAUACCAGCAGAACAGAAGACCCCGUGAUGUGGAGGACGGGGAUGACAGACGACACUCACACUGACCCAGUCUAUCAGGUUAACUGGUUACCUGAUGCCAAGCACAGAAACCACUCCCAGCUGUUGAGCGUGUCGACGGACGGAAAGAUCCUGGUGUGGAGGGAGGAGCGAGAUGGUUGGCUGGCCUUGGCCGAAGGAUUCGCCAUGGUGGCUCAGCAGAUCCCUCGCAGCACUCAGCUGAAGAAGUUUGCCUGGGGAGAGGCAGCCGUGGGUGUGACCUCGCUCUCUUUUUCACACUUCGAUCCCCGCGUGUUCAUUGUCGGUGUGGAAGGUGGCUAUUCCCUGAAGUGCUCCACUGCAGCAGAGACACUGGCUCUCCAUCGGACAGGCGGUUCUGUUCCCCUCAGGGCACCAGCGGAGCUCGCCUUCUCCCCGCACGGUGGGCCGGUGUACUCCGUGAGCUGCUCGCCCUUCCACAGGAAUCUCUUUCUGAGCUGUGGGACUGAUGGACAAGUUCACUUGCACUCCAUGUUGCAGACACAACCCCUCCUUUCUCUUCAGUUAUCACAGAAAUACCUCUUCUGUGUACGCUGGUCUCCAGUUCGACCACUGGUCUUUGCAGCUGCGUCUGGGGAAGGAGAUGUGCACCUGUUUGACUUUGAGAAGAGCGCACGGAAGCCUGCCGUUUCCAUAAAGCAGGCUCCAGGUGAACGCCCUGUGUACUGCCUAGAAUUUAACAUCAAGCAAACUCAGCUCUUGGCAGCAGGGGAUGCUGCCGGUACGGUCAAAGUCUGGCAGCUGAGUUCUGACUUCACUGAGCAGGGACCCAGGGAAAUGAAUCAUCUGGAGCAGCUGGCAAGCGAGAUCACGGACUGAGGCAGCAGCACAACCAGCUGCGUGAAGCUUGUUACUACUCUGACUCCAGGAAAAGUUGCCUUCUCACCUCUUCCAGAGCAUUGGCCUGUAAAACACACGUAACUAUGACAGCCAGAUUUC